AUGGGGUGCAAGCCGACAAAGAAUGGAAACUCACUGGAUAAGCCUCAUGAUCAGCCGAAAAUAACCACGAAAGUCGACCCGAGAAUCCUGCAAAAAUAUGAAAUUCAAGCGUUAAUUGGAACUGGCGGCUUUUCAAAAGUCGUCAGGGUUCAGCAUCGAGCGACUGGCCAGCGUUAUGCAAUCAAAAUGGUUGAAACGCUGAAUAAGGAUGGACAGGAGACUUGCGAAAGAGAGCUUCAAGUUUUGAGGCGCACGAAGCAUCAAAAUAUUAUCCAGUUGAUCGAAGUGUACGAAGGAUCAGACAAACGAAUUUACAUGGUGCUAGAGCUGGCGUCUGGGAAAGAGCUCUUCGAACGAAUAAUUUCGGAAUCUUUCGACGAAAAAGAAGCCGUUAGAAAUAUCAAAAUGAUUCUUCAGGGAUUGGCAUAUCUUCACAACUUGGGAAUUGCGCAUCGAGACUUGAAGCCUGAGAAUCUUCUUUACUCACAUGAAGGUCGCGACGCGCGUCUUUUAAUCACCGAUUUUGGCUUCGCCGGUCGACGAACAACUGGUGGUUCCGAAUUCACGAUGAAAACAGCCUGUGGAACGGCGGAAUAUGUCGCGCCAGAGGUUCUUCUUUCGAUUCCCUACACCGUCGGCGUCGAUUUAUGGGCAUUGGGCGUCAUCACAUUCAUUCUUCUCUGCGGCCGGAUGCCUUUCGAUCAUGAUAACAAAAUGGAUCUUUAUAAGAAGAUUUUGAAGGCUGAGUAUUGCAUGGAAGGAGAAGAAUGGGAAAGCGUCUCACAAAAUGGAAAGUUGUUCAUUUCCUCCUUGCUCGAGUUGGACCCAAAAAAACGGCUAAAAGCAUCAGAUGCAUUGAAUCAUGCCUGGAUCAUCGAGCAAAAAGCCAAUUUCAUCAAACGAACGGCCAACGCCAAAAGCAUACGACGUACUGGAAGCGGCAAAAGCAACGAAUCUUCCAAACAUUCCAAUGAAUCAAAAUCGCUCACAAGUCAGAAUCGCCGAGUUCGUGCCAAGGAACUCGACGAGCUGCUCAUGUACUAUCGAUACGGAGAUAAAGAAUGA
Oikopleura dioica is the source of this 1065-nucleotide messenger RNA. The record is from the annotation of a GenBank genome assembly. Lineage: Eukaryota; Metazoa; Chordata; Appendicularia; Copelata; Oikopleuridae.